CCUUAUAUUCAGCAUCUCCUCCAUUUCAGAUUCUCUCUGCUCGCCCAAUUUAAGCCUUCAAAACCCGACAUAAUCACGGAUUUCUCUAUCUUUUCAGCUAAAAAGGGCCUCUCUUCCUACAUGUUUUCUUAGUUCACAUGGCUGCCUCAUCAACAUCUUCCACUUCUUCUCUGUGUUUUCCGGCAACUUCUGCUGCCGGAACCCGUAAUUCUUUUCCCACCAAUGAUACAUUCUUGAGGUGUCGCCGGAGCCGUCAAUUCACCCAAUUGAAGGUUCAUAAGUCUGUUGUUCGCUCGGAUUUGGACAGAGAUGUUUCAGACAUGAGAAAUAAUGCUCCAAAAGGACUAUUUCCACCAGAACCUGAACAUUAUCGGGGGCCCAAAUUGAAAGUGGCUAUCAUAGGUGCUGGCCUUGCUGGCAUGUCAACUGCGGUGGAGCUUUUGGAUCAAGGGCAUGAGGUGGAUAUAUAUGACUCAAGGACCUUCAUUGGCGGAAAAGUGGGUUCAUUUGUUGAUAAACAUGGAAACCAUAUUGAAAUGGGACUACAUGUGUUCUUUGGUUGCUACAAUAAUCUUUUCCGUCUUCUGAAGAAGGUUGGUGCUGAGAAGAACCUCCUUGUCAAGGAUCAUACUCACACUUUUGUUAACAGAGGAGGAGAAAUUGGUGAGCUUGAUUUCCGCUUUCCUGUUGGGGCACCAUUACAUGGAAUUAACGCAUUUUUAACUACAAAUCAGCUUCAGCCAUACGAUAAAGCCAGAAAUGCUGUGGCUCUUGCUCUAAGUCCAGUUGUGAGGGCACUUGUUGACCCGGAUGGAGCAAUGACACAAAUACGCAACCUGGAUAAUAUUAGCUUCUCUGAGUGGUUUAUGUCUAGAGGGGGAACACGUACGAGUAUCCAGAGAAUGUGGGAUCCUGUUGCCUAUGCUCUUGGAUUUAUCGACUGUGAUAAUAUCAGUGCACGUUGUAUGCUCACCAUUUUCUCAUUAUUUGCCACCAAGACAGAGGCCUCGUUGUUGCGCAUGCUUAAGGGUUCUCCUGAUGUCUAUCUGAGUGGUCCUAUCAGAGACUAUAUCAUAGAGAAAGGAGGAAGGAUCCAUCUCAGAUGGGGGUGCCGGGAGAUUCUCUAUGAGAAAUCAGCUAACGGGGAGACAUAUGUUACAGGACUUGCCAUCUCUAAGGCUACUCAAAAGAAAAUUGUGAAGGCAGAUGCAUAUGUAGCAGCAUGUGAUGUCCCUGGUAUUAAAAGACUUCUGCCGUCUAAGUGGAGGGAUUGGGAAUUCUUUGAUGAUAUCUACAAACUAGUUGGUGUUCCAGUUGUGACAGUACAACUUCGGUAUAAUGGUUGGGUAACAGAAUUACAGGAUCUAGAACGAUCUAGGCAAUUGAGGGAAGCUGCAGGUUUGGACAAUCUCCUAUAUACCCCGGAUGCAGAUUUUUCCUGUUUUGCAGACCUAGCACUGGCUUCACCAGAAGAUUACUAUAUUGAAGGACAAGGCUCAUUGCUCCAAUGUGUGCUUACCCCAGGGGACCCAUACAUGCCUUUACCAAACGAAGAAAUUAUAAGCCGGGUUGCAAAACAGGUUUUGGCUCUCUUCCCAUCUUCCCAAGGUCUUGAAGUUACCUGGUCAUCGGUGGUGAAGAUUGCACAAUCUCUGUAUCGAGAGGGACCUGGUAAAGAUCCAUUUAGACCUGACCAGAAAACACCAAUCAAGAAUUUCUUCCUGGCGGGUUCAUACACAAAACAGGACUAUAUAGACAGCAUGGAAGGGGCAACAUUAUCAGGCAGACAAGCUUCUGCAUUUGUAUGUGAUGCUGGAGAAGAGCUUGCAGGCUUAAGGAAACAGAUUGCAUCCAUUCAAUCCAUUGGAGUUGAUGAGCAGCUUACUCUUGUUUGAAAUUAAGUAUAAUGCUUCUUGUAUAAUUGAUUGGCUGGGUGAAGUAAAAUAAAUACAUCCCCAAUUUAUUUUAUUUUGAUUUAAAAAAAAUCACGGAUUUAUAGUUUCU
Molecule: messenger RNA, 2004 nt
Organism: Cynara cardunculus var. scolymus (artichoke)
Lineage: Eukaryota; Viridiplantae; Streptophyta; Magnoliopsida; Asterales; Asteraceae
Product: zeta-carotene desaturase, chloroplastic/chromoplastic
Exons: 14
Coding region: 138-1895 (585 amino acids)
Biological process (GO): carotenoid biosynthetic process
Molecular function (GO): 9,9'-di-cis-zeta-carotene desaturase activity
Source: RefSeq, a predicted model, not a curated record